GCGGCUCGGGACGAUACCGCCCGGCUCCUGCGAGCCAGGAUUUUACUUUCGUCUCGCCGUUUCUCCUCCCGCUCCGCUUGGAUUACUUGGCUGCUCCCUCUCGGCGAUCCCGCGCGAUGGAGAAAUCCAGUGCAGUAUUAAUCCACGGAGGUGCUGUGGGGACAGUUGGCAGCACAAUGGCUUCUCAUUACCUCGUAGUGGCUCUGGCCGUUUUCUCCUCUUUUACCCAGGUUGUAAUAGAAGCCAGCUCUUGGUGGUCUUUAGGGAUGAACCCCAUGAACCCCAUGAACCCUGUUCAGAUGUCAGAGGUGUACAUUAUAGGAGCCCAGCCCCUGUGCAGCCAGCUAGCAGGGCUUUCCCAGGGACAGAAGAAGCUCUGCCAGUUGUAUCAGGACCAUAUGCAGUUCAUUGGAGAGGGUGCAAAGACGGGCAUUAAGGAGUGCCAGUAUCAAUUCAGACACAGAAGAUGGAAUUGCAGCACUGUGGACAACAACUCUGUUUUUGGCAGAGUCAUGCAGAUAGGCAGCCGGGAGACGGCGUUCACCUACGCGGUGAGCGCGGCCGGCGUGGUCAACGCCAUGAGCCGCGCGUGCCGGGAGGGCGAGCUGUCCUCGUGCGGCUGCAGCCGCGCCGCGCGGCCCAAGGACCUGCCCCGGGACUGGCUGUGGGGCGGCUGCGGCGACAACAUCGAGUACGGCUACCGCUUCGCCAAGGAGUUCGUGGACGCGCGCGAGCGCGAGCGCGUUUACCAGCGAGGCUCCUACGAGAGCGCGCGCAUCAUGAUGAACCUGCACAACAACGAGGCCGGCAGAAGAACGGUGUACAACCUGGCUGACGUGGCCUGUAAGUGCCACGGCGUCUCCGGCUCGUGCAGCCUCAAGACCUGCUGGCUGCAGCUCGCCGACUUCCGCAAGGUGGGCGACGCCCUGAAGGAGAAAUACGACAGCGCCGCCGCCAUGAAGCUCAACAGCCGGGGCAAGCUGGUGCAGGUGAACAGCCGCUUCAACGCCCCCACCAUCCACGACCUGGUGUACAUCGACCCCAGCCCCGACUACUGCGUGCGCAACGAGAGCACCGGCUCCCUGGGCACCCAGGGCCGCCUGUGCAAUAAGACCUCGGAGGGCAUGGACGGCUGUGAACUCAUGUGCUGCGGCCGGGGCUACGACCAGUUCAAGACGGUGCAGCGAGAGCGCUGCCACUGCAAGUUCCACUGGUGCUGCUACGUGAAAUGCAAGUUGUGCACAGAGAUCGUGGACCAGUUUGUGUGCAAAUAGGGCACGGACGAGGUGGGAGGAGCUGCAGCCGCCUGCCAGCAAAGGGGUGCAGGCCCUUCUCCCUUUCAGCAGGACUAUCUCCACUUUAUUUAUAGAGU
Messenger RNA from Melospiza georgiana, 1372 nucleotides. It is a transcript of the gene WNT5A, whose product is annotated as Wnt family member 5A. Gene Ontology annotation, biological process: multicellular organism development; cell fate commitment; neuron differentiation. Gene Ontology annotation, molecular function: frizzled binding; cytokine activity. The coding region runs from base 117 to 1274 and encodes 385 amino acids. The record is from RefSeq and is a predicted model, not a curated record. Lineage: Eukaryota; Metazoa; Chordata; Aves; Passeriformes; Passerellidae. The transcript is spliced from 5 exons. Gene Ontology annotation, cellular component: extracellular region.